AUGUCUACUUUUAAUGCUAAAGAUUUCUGCGAAAAUCCCACACUUGAGCAGUUAACCGAACCUAUUAAGAAAGAUGAUUGGCGUUUUAUUGCUCAGUAUUUCUCGGUACCUCAUUCAGGUUCAGCAACCAAGAAAGUAAUUAAGGAACUAGUAAUAGAAAAUUUAAUUCAAAGAGAAUUGCUUCCCUCUGAAGCCACCUAUUAUUUAAAUCCUCAAGAUUCCGAACUACUUGAAAUUAGAGAUGCUUCUAUUUUGUCUGACCACAAAGAUGAAUCUUGGUCCACCGCCCGACUUGAAUUUGAAAAGAAUGCUUUAGAUCUAAAACUUCAGUUAGAAAAACAAAAAUUAGAAGAGAAAGCAAAAGACCGAGAAAUAGAAAUAGCUAAACUUAAGUUAGAAGAAAGAAAACUAGAAGCUACAUUAAGUGGCACAUGCAAUAAUGAUUUUAUCAUUAAUGAAUCAUUAAACCUAACUAAGAAUUUGCCCCUUGUUCCUUCAUUCCUUGAAAGUGACCCUGAUGGCUCAUUUCGUAACUUUAAGAAAACUGCUGAACACUUUAAAUGGCCCCGUACCGAGUGGACUUGGCUUCUUCAACCAAAAUCAAACGGUAAAGCUGCCGUCACCUUUUCAAAUCUUGAUUGCAUUGAUGAUUAUGACACUGUAAAACAGUCUAUUCUUGAUGCUUAUGCAAUCACACCUGACAGCUACAGACAAAAGUUUCGAAGUCUUACUAAGACUCCUCAUAGUACCUUUGCCGAAUUUUUUACAGAGAAAGCCAGGUUGUUUAACAAAUGGCUGGAUGCAACUUCAACUAAGUCUUUCUCACAAUUAAAAGAUCUCCUUGUAUUUGAGGAAAUAAAAAGAAAGUUACCCUUCGAUAUUCUCAAGCAUAUAGAAGAGAGAGGUGAAACCGAUCUCCUUAAAGCAGCACAAAUAGCAGAUUCGUUUGCGCUUUUGAAAAGGUCACAGCUGGGUAAGGUAGACAAGGUUAACUUUUAUGUACAGUCCUCCUCUGGUGAUAACCUUGGGAAUAGUGGUGGUAAAGCUGGCAAAAAUACAUUAAACUUUUGUUUGUAUUGCAAGCGAGCAGGUCAUACCAUAGACAAAUGCAAAGACCCAAAGUGUAGAAAGUCUAGCAUAAAUGUAAGACAAUUCACAAAUCCAAGUAUCAAAUCUUUUGAAUCUAAGCCUGUGACAAGUGUGAAUAAUGUAAACUCUCCAGAUCCCUUCACUGAUUUUAAAUCUCGGGGAACUGUCUCCCUUCAUUCAACGAGUAAAUCGUAUCCUGUACUCCUCCUUAGGGACACGGGAGCUGCCCAAAGUAUCAUUCAUAAGUCUGCUCUACCUGGGAUUGAGACAAAAUAUACAGGUGAAAAAGUUCUCGUUAAAGACCUAACUUCAAAAAUAAGCUAUAAACUAGCUAAUAUAUUUCUCAGUUCUGACUUCGUAUCAGGGGAAGUAAAAAUAGCUGUAACAGACCAGGUUUUUCCUAUAGAGGGAGUAAACUUAAUUCUAGGACAUGAUCUGGCAGGGAAAUUAGUUUACCCUACAAUUAAUGUUGUCACCAAGCCUUUACCUUAUAGCCCAACCAAAGAACUGGAUCAGAAGCAACCUCAUAUUUUCCCUGUAUGUGCUGUUACCCGUUCUCAAAAAUUAAAUAGAGAGGCCUCCUUGGUAAAAGGAGACCCUGUUGAUAAAUUAAUCUCGCAAGAUAUCACUCGAAGCAAAUUAAUUGUAGCCCAGAAUGAGGAUCCCUCUCUUGCUAAAUGCAGACAUGCUGCUUCCGAUAGUCUUGCUGAUCAAAAGGUCCCUGGGUUUUAUUAUCAUGAUGGACUAUUGAUGAGAGUAUUUCGCCCUCCUGAACUCCGUGCUUUAGAUACAUGGGCAGAGGUACACCAAGUAGUUAUUCCCUUGUCAGUUCGGGAAUCAGUCGUGAAACUUGCACAUGAUGGUUUAGCAAGUCACAUGGGUAUUCAAAAGACCUACAAGAAGGUACUUCAAAAUUUCUAUUGGCCAGGUAUGAAGAAAGAUAUUGCAUUAUUUAUCAAGUCUUGCCAUGUGUGUCAGGUUGGAGGAAAACCCAAUCAAAUAAUUCCAAGAGCUCCUCUACAACCAAUUCGGGUAAUCUCCGAUCCUUUUGAGAGAAUUGUGAUUGACUGUGUAGGUCCACUACCUAAAACAAAGAAAGGGAAUCGAUAUCUCUUUACAAUCAUGGAUACAGCUACUAGGUAUCCUGAAGUUUAUCCUUUAAAGAAUAUUUCGGCUAAUUCCAUUGUGAAAUGUUUACUUCAUUUGUUCACAUCAUUUGGAAUCCCUAAAGAGAUUCAAUGUGAUAAAGGUAGUAACUUUACAAGUGACUUACUUCAAGAAGUCUUAAAAGGUUUAGGUAUCUCGCAACAGAUGUCAACAGCUUACCACCCACAGUCACAAGGUUGCCUCGAGAGAUUUCACCAGACUUUAAAGUCAAUGCUUAAAAAGUAUUGCUUAGAAACUGAGGGUUCCUGGGACGAGAACAUUCACUUUCUACUUUUUGCCCUGCGUGAAUGUCCACAAGAAUCACUUGGAUAUUCUCCCUUUGAAUUGUUGUAUGGAAGACAAAUUAGAGGUCCCCUUAAAGUUCUUAAAGAUCAGUGGUUUUCAGACUCAUCAGCCAACCCUAAUCAAACAGUGGCAUCUUACAUAGAUAAUCUUAGAUCGAAGUUAUCUGAUGCAAGGAAAUUGGCUCUCUCUAACCUUCAUACCACUCAAAAUAAAAUGAAGUCUUCUUAUGAUUUAAAAUCUCAAAUUCGAGAAUUCUCUCCAGGAGACAAAGUUCUCCUCUUCCUUCCAAUUCCUGGAAGUCCUCUAAAGAGCAAAUUCACUGGACCUUAUGUUAUUUCCCAUAAAGUUUCUGACUGCAAUUAUGUAGUUCAAACUCCUGAUAGACGUAAAGAUACUCAGUUGGUACAUAUCAACUUAAUCAAAUCUUAUACCGACAGGCAGCCAAAGGAGGACUUUUCCAAAGGCAAAUCCAUUGCAUGUAUGAUUCGUCAGGAAUCUCCCAUAAUUUCUGUGUCUGAAGAGUAUAUUCAGGAGACUGAGGAUUGUGUAGAAAUUCCAGCUCCUCAUAAUCCACAUAACUCUGAGAUAAUAGCUAAUCUCCAUGAAUAUUUAAGUUUCUUAUCUCUUUCAAAGAUACGUGAUGUAUCUCUUGUCUUAAAAGACUUUCCUCAGGUAACAGCUGACAACCCAGGGUUUUGUGGACAUACUCUACAUGAUGUUCAAUCGCUCCCGAGGUAA
Penaeus monodon (black tiger shrimp) is the source of this 3279-nucleotide messenger RNA. RefSeq lists its product as uncharacterized. The coding region runs from base 1 to 3279 and encodes 1092 amino acids. NCBI's taxonomy places the organism in Eukaryota, Metazoa, Arthropoda, Malacostraca, Decapoda, Penaeidae. Gene Ontology annotation, biological process: DNA integration. The transcript has a single exon. The record is from RefSeq and is a predicted model, not a curated record. Gene Ontology annotation, molecular function: nucleic acid binding.